ACAUCGUUCCUGUAGAUGACACUAGAAGAGAACGAUCACAAACAUUUCCGUCUCUCCUCUGUUGCAGGAUCCAAAAUGUUGGAGUAUAGCGGCUCCACAUGGCACGAGGACUGCUUCGUGUGUCACGGCUGCGAGAAGCCCAUCGGCGCCGAGGCCUUCAUCCCAGCCGAAAACAAUUACUACUGUGUGCCGUGCUACGAGGGCAGGCUUGCUCCUCGGUGCAGCCACUGCAAUAAGGCUCUGACUAAAGGAGGGGUGACCUACAGGGACGAGGUGUGGCACAAAGAGUGCUUCGUCUGCACGGGCUGCAAAACCACUCUGGCCGGCCAACCUUUCACCUCCGAGGGGGAAAAUCCUUACUGUGUCAAGUGCUUCAGCAGCCUCUAUGCCAAAAAAUGCGCCGGCUGCAACACGGCCAUCACAGGGUUCGGCGAUGGCAAAUACAUUUCUUUCGAAGAGCGACAGUGGCACCAGCCCUGCUUCAAGUGCUCCCGGUGCUCCGUGUCAUUGGUCGGCUCCGGCUUCUUUCCGGACCGUGACCAGAUUCUGUGUACGGACUGCAACAAUGACGACUGAUUGAACCACAAAAGUUCCAAAAUUUCAGCGGUGCACAUGAACACUGCAAAUGCCCCAGUUCGUUCACUCGUAGCUUAUCCAACUCCUUGGGCAUAACAUGUAUUUGAUCAUUGAACCCGUCAUUAUAAUGAAUGUCAUAUAUGUAAUCAAAUAGUUUAACUCCAUCCCUUCUGUCAUAUUACUUCUUAGACUCAUAUGAGACUGAGCUCCUCCCACUCUGCUUCCCAAGAAUAGCACUCCCAUGCGAAUGGACUCUUACAAUUACCCCAGUAAACCGUAAAAAUAUUUACAGUUCAGCACCCCUGUUCCGAGCAUGCUUACAUAAUCAUGACCUCAUGAUGUUGAAAUACCACCGCUUCAUCUUUCAAGGACUAUUUGCAAACUAAUAAAAGCCACCCGAAAAAAAAAAAAAGAUUUGAAAUAAUGUCAAUGUGAACACAUGACCUCCCCUUAAGUCUGUGUUAUUUCAUCAUUCUCCCAAACGUGUGGUUGUCACGCGGUGACUUGAGCAGCCUUCCACUUCCUGCUUCUGAGCGCCAUUUUUGACCUUUACUCCAACAAGCCCCGUCAGCCUGACACUGCGCUCGGGUUCUUAUCCACUCCUGAUGAAAAAUAAAUAAUAAAAGGGCCAUGUGGUA
Messenger RNA from Hippocampus comes (tiger tail seahorse), 1214 nucleotides. Its product is annotated as four and a half LIM domains protein 3-like. Gene Ontology annotation, biological process: actin cytoskeleton organization. NCBI's taxonomy places the organism in Eukaryota, Metazoa, Chordata, Actinopteri, Syngnathiformes, Syngnathidae. The coding region runs from base 16 to 576 and encodes 186 amino acids. Gene Ontology annotation, cellular component: nucleus; stress fiber; Z disc. Gene Ontology annotation, molecular function: actin binding; transcription coregulator activity. The record is from RefSeq and is a predicted model, not a curated record. The transcript is spliced from 3 exons.